This is a messenger RNA of Lepus europaeus (European hare), 4639 nucleotides long. RefSeq names its product TBC1 domain family member 2 (gene TBC1D2). NCBI's taxonomy places the organism in Eukaryota, Metazoa, Chordata, Mammalia, Lagomorpha, Leporidae. The coding region runs from base 36 to 2828 and encodes 930 amino acids. The record is from RefSeq and is a predicted model, not a curated record. The transcript is spliced from 13 exons.
GACCCUUGUGGUUCUUUGGGCUGCGGAUAACAGCGAUGGAAGGUGCGCGGGGGGACGCCCCGGAGUCCAGCUCCGCGGCCCCCGAGUGUGCGGAGCCGGCUGGCUCGGGCGGCGGCCCCGAGGGGUCGCUUCCCGAGGAGCGCGAAGGCGGCGCCCGGCCCCUGGAGGCGGCCCCCAAGAGACUCUGCGGGUAUUUGAGUAAGUUUGGCGGCAAGGGGCCCAUCCGGGGCUGGAAAUCCCGCUGGUUCUACUACGACGAGAGGAAGUGUCACCUGUAUUACUCGCGGACCGCGCAGGACGCAAACCCCCUGGACAGCAUCGACCUCUCCAGCGCGGUCUUUGACUGCAAGGCGGACGCUGAAGAGGGCACCUUUGAGAUCAAGACCCCCGGCCGGGUUAUCACCCUGAAGGCCGCCACCAAGCAAGUGAUGCUGUACUGGCUGCAGCAGCUGCAGAUGAAGCGCUGGGAGUUCCACAACAGCCCGCCUGCACCUCCCGCCGUGCCCGAUGCCGCCCUGGCUGGGAACGGGCCCGCCAUGCACCUCGAGCUAGAGCAAGAGGAGACGGAGCUGGAGGAGUUCUUGUGCCCCGUGAAGACGCCCCCUGGGUUCGUGGGGGCGGCUGCUGCCUUGCAGCCUGCCCCCGCCUUGCCCUCUGCCCUUCAGAAUCUUUCCCUCAAGCACCUGGGAACUGAAAUACAGAACACGGUGCACAACAUCCGUGGCAACAAGCAAGCCCAAGGAACAGGCCACGGCUGUCCAGGGGAGGAGUCACAGAACGGGGAGCCUCAGCGGGAGGAGCGGCCCUCGGUCCCUGACCCCAGCGCCCCAGGGAGAGAGCCGGCAGGGUCUCCAAAGCCCGCACCCAAGUCCUCCCUGGCCGCCAAUCUCAUUCAGAAAGCCAAGCUCCAGAGCAACACCUUCCCGCUCUUUUCCGAAGGGCUCCUGAGGACCCGGACCGCCCAGGAGAAGGUGGCGGCCUUGGAGCAGCAGGUCCUGAUGCUCACCAAGGAGCUGAAGUCCCAGAAGGAGCUGGUGAGGAUCCUGCACAAGGCGCUGGAGGCGGCCCAGCAGGAGAAGAGGGCGUCCAGCGCGUACCUGGCGGCCACCGAGGACAAGGACCGCCUGGAGCUGGUGCGGCACAAAGUGCGGCAGAUCGCCGAGCUGGGCAGGCGGGUAGAGGCCCUGGAGCAGGAGCGGGAGAGCCUGGUGCACACGGCUCAGCUGCGGGAGCAGCAGGUGCAGGAGCUACAGCUGCACGUGCAGCUGCUCAUGGACAAGAACCAGGCCAAGCAGCAGGUCAUCUACAAGCUCUCUGAGAAGGUCACCCAGGACUUCACACACCUGCCGGACCAGCCCCCCGAGGCUGCUGACAGGGACUUCCUGAGCCAUCAGGAGAGGCUGGAGCACAUGAAGGAUGACAUGGAAGCUUUCCGGACCCAGAAUCGUUUCCUCAACUCCGAGAUCCACCAGGUCACGAAGAUCUGGAGAAGUGUGGCGGAGAAGCAGAAGGCCCUCCUGACCAAGUGUGCCUAUCUCCAAGCCAGGAACUGCCAGGUGGAGAGCAAGUACCUGGCCGGGCUGCGGAGGCUGCAGGAGGCCCUGGGCGAUGAGGCCGGCGAGUGCUCGGAGCUGCUGCGGCAGCUCAUCCAGGAGGCGCUGCAGUGGGAGGCCGGGGAGGCCCCUGCCGACGGCGUGGAGCUGAGCCCCAUCAGUGAGUAUGACGAAUAUGGCUUCCUGACGGUGCCCGACUACGAGGUGGAAGACCUGAAGCUGCUGGCCAAGAUCCAGGUGCUGGAGGUGCGCUCCCACCACCUGCUGGCCCUGGAGGCAGUGGAGCGGCCGCUGCAGGAGCGCUGGGCUGCCCUGGGCGAGCUCGCACCCUCGGCUGAGCUCAAGCAGCUGCUGCGGGCGGGAGUGCCCCGCGAGCACCGGCCGCGCGUCUGGAAGUGGUUGGUCCACCUCCGCGUCCGGCACCUGCACGCUCCCGGCCGCUACCAGGAGCUGCUGCGCCGGGGCCAGGCCUGUGAUCACCCUGCGGCCCGCCAGAUCGAGCUGGACCUGAACCGGACCUUCCCCAACAACAAGCACUUCACCUGUCCCACCUCAAGCUUCCCCGACAGGCUCCGCCGGGUGCUGCUGGCCUUUGCCUGGCAGAACCCCGCCAUCGGCUACUGCCAGGGGCUGAACAGGCUGGCGGCCAUCGCUCUGCUCGUCCUGGAUGAUGAGGAGAGCGCCUUCUGGUGCCUCGUGGCCAUUGUGGAGACCAUCAUGCCGGCCGAUUACUACAGCAAGACGCUGACGGCGUCCCAGGUGGACCAGCGGGUGCUGCGGGACCUGCUCUCGGAGAAGCUGCCCAGGCUGAUGGCCCACCUGGGGCAGCAGCAGGUGGACCUGUCCCUCAUCACCUUCAACUGGUUCCUCGUGGUGUUCGCAGACAGCCUCAUCAGCGACAUCCUGCUGCGGGUCUGGGACGCCUUCCUGUACGAGGGCACCAAGGUGGUGUUCCGCUACGCCCUGGCCAUUUUCAAGUACAACGAGAAGCAGAUCCUGAGGCUGCAGGACGGCCUUGAGAUCUACCAGUACCUGCGCCUCUUCACCAAGACCAUCUGUGACGGCCGGAAGCUGAUGAGCAUCGCCUUCAACGACAUGAACCCCUUUCCCAUGAAGCAGCUGCAGCAGCAGCGCGCGGCGCACCGCGAGCGCCUGGAGGCCGAGCUGCGGGAGCUGGAGCAGCUGAAGGCCGAGUACCUGGAGAGGCAGGCAUCCUGUGCCCGAGCCAUGCCCGAGGCCUGUGCCAUCGACGACGACGGGGACGGGGAGGCCUGACACGGCCGCCCUCCCGCCCAGAGUCUGCCCCACGCUCAGCCCAGGGGACCUGGGAGCCCCAGCGUCCUGGGAGCCAGCCUGGCCCUAGGGCUGCUCAUCAGGACCUUGUCUGGGUCACCUGUACACGGGCGCUCCCCAGGGAUGCCCCCCGUUGUCCCCGCACAGAGCACGCCAGCCUGCAGACGCGCUGUUAUGCCCCUAUAAAACAGCAUCCGAGUUGGCAGGAGUUCACUGGCUUUGGGACUUUGGAACUUGGCCUUCCGGCCCGGGCAUCUCUGGUUCCAGUCCCUGCGAGGCCAGCCCGGUCCACCAAGCACCCUGAGUGUUUGGGGUAUCUCCCUUCCUGGUGGCCAUCUGCAGGGUGAGCCAUGGCCAGAGCCGUGCGCCCGUGUCCUUUGUGUUCACAGCCCCUUUUGGGGGCCCCCGGGAGACCCAGGAGGAAUGGUGUGGGGGCUGGGUAGAGCAUGGGCCACUCGGACCCCCCACUCUGGCCCCGUGCUGCCCCCCCCCCAGGCUCUCCCCUGCAGACAGGCUGCUUGGCAGGUUGGGGAGGCAGUGAGUGACACGGCUGCAGCUGGGGCUGGCUCCUCAUGGCACCUGGGCUCUUCCAGGUCCUUCCUCAGCAGACAGGGGCUUCCGAGGCCAGGGCCAGGGCUGCACAGGUGACCGGGGCGACUGUGCCAGGAGAGCUUGCACUUGCUCCCUGGGGGCGGGCGGUUUAUUCCAUGGGAACCUCCUCUCCGGGAAGCCAUGUGGGAUUAGGCCAGGCUUCUGCUCGCAGCUCCUGCCCCAGGCUGCACAGGAGCCACGCCCACCACUGCAGACAGUGCCAGGCCCUCUGGGCCACCCUCCUGCCAGCUGCAGGGUGAGCCUGAGUGGCCAGCAUACAAGGCCAGCUCCCCCACACCGCGGCCCACACAGCCCCAGUGAGGGGCACUCACAGGUCCACUCCUCCAUGGCCACGCGGUGCUUCCCAUGGACGCCCGCAGGCCUUCACCUCCCCCCACCCAGGCCCUUUCACCCUCUGGUGGUGGUGAGAGGGGCGAUGAGUGGGUCCCAGCUUCUGGAAGGCUGGAUACGGGCCCGGCACUAGGUGACGAGGGGCACCAUGCCCGGUGCCUGGCAUGCAGUAACGUGCAGCCGUGGUACCCAGUGGCCUUUGCGCAGUGGAAACAUCCCCUGGGGCCUGCAAGGCCAAGGCUGAACUGAACACAGCCUUGAGACACAUCGAGAAGAGCAACCAAAAUGGGAUCAGGCAGCGGGCACGGGGCUGCGCCGGCAGUGACACCUCCCUUUCUCCUCCCCUCUCCAUCCUUCUUCCUACCCCCUCUCCUUCCUCUCCUCUCCCUCCAGACCCUGGGCUCUGGCCGUCCCCUCCUGGGGACAGGGCAGUGUCUCACCUUUGACCCAGCCCCGUGGAACCCCUAGUUCCUACCUGGCUGCACCUGUGAGUCACCUGGGUAGCCUCUUACAGAUAGUGAUACCAGGCCCCCACGCUCAGAGCCUGCUGUAGGGCCUCGGCGUCCCCAUACCUGCAAAGCUGAAGGUCUGGGCCUGGCUGUGGCUCACCAGGCCGCUGACCUGACCCAAGGAGUGCACACAGCCUUGGGUCCUGCUCAAACCCAGAGGCCGUGGAAUCUGUCACAGGGGAGAGGGCAGGCCUGGCCUCCCGGGACAUAGGAAUGGGGGGAGCAGCUCCCAGCUGGAGUCGCAGCCAUCCUCGUCCUCAGGCAAGUGAGGGAGGCCGACACCCACGUGACACCAGGGGAUGUCAGCCUGCUGCUGCCACCAGUGCCACCGCCGCCACCCAU